Molecule: messenger RNA, 6632 nt
Organism: Megalobrama amblycephala (Wuchang bream)
Lineage: Eukaryota; Metazoa; Chordata; Actinopteri; Cypriniformes; Xenocyprididae
Exons: 1
Coding region: 397-6525 (2042 amino acids)
Biological process (GO): proteolysis; DNA integration
Molecular function (GO): nucleic acid binding; aspartic-type endopeptidase activity; zinc ion binding
Source: RefSeq, a predicted model, not a curated record
AUUUUAUUCUAAGAUACAUUUAUCUUUUAUUUAAUGUUGUAAAUAAAUACUUGUGAAUAUUUUUGCAGUCAAAAUACAGUUGUGGUGGUCUUUAUAAGAAUAGCCAAGAGUAUUACAAAUAUACAUUUAUUAAGUAACAUAUAAAACAAGUUGUAUUUCCCUACAACGAGCCCAGGCCCAGUCUCAUUGUAUUAACCACUCCAGCUUUAUUUUCUAACUACAUGGGACCUGGGUUACAUAAAAUGGAGGCACCGCUGGGAUUAUUUAACAUAAACGGAAAUUUAUAAACAUAGAGUACAAGCCACUAGACCCCACAACUUUAGAGCAGUAGUAUAGAGCAUUUGUAUAAAAAUAACGUGCUAACAGUAACUAAAAGCAAUUUAAGUAAAGUACAACAUGGCAAGCCAAACAAGUAGUUCAUCACAGCGUGAGCUAAUUAACUGGUGCAAAGGAGAAUCAUUAGAUUUAAAGCAUGCCCUCCUUUUACACGGAGUGCCAGAAGGUGUUUCAAGAGAAGAGAUUGAAGAAACAGCAGGGACUAUCAAAGCAUUGGGAAAAGGUAGAGUGAGAGGAAAGAUGUUUCACCCUCAACAACAAUCAGUAAUGGUGUUAUGUGAGUGUCGUGAAGAGAUUGACCCCUCCAAAAUCCCACCUGAGAUAAUGCCUAUAAGUGAAGGAAGUGGUUGGAAAACUGUCUAUUACACAGAGCCUCAGCUUGAUAACUUUGAAGAGAAGCUACUUUCCUUUUUGCAGUGCGAAGGGAGAACCUUAGAUGACUUACCAGGUUUAUGUUCACUCACCAAAGAGGGUAACAGCAACCCUGAAGACAUCAUCCGUGCGGUCGGUGAUGUUAUGAGCAGAACAAACAAACAACAUGACAGUCACCCAUACAGACGUCUGCGGACAUUCUCUGGGGUCAGUCCCACCCCAACUGGAGAAGAGACCUUCGAUAAUUGGCGGGAACAAGCAACAUUCUUAGUAGAGGAAGGUGAGUGCUCCGACAAAGAAAAACGGUGUCGGAUACUGGAGAGUCUUAAAGGGCCCGCCUUUGAAAUCAUUCAAGCUGUGCGCCUGACUCAACCUGAUGCUAGCCCACAUGAGUACAUAAAGGCUAUAGAGAGCAUUUUUGGUACAGUAGAGUCCCCAGAAGAACUAUACUUGUCGUUUAGAGCCCUCCACCAACAGUCUGGUGAGCGUCUGUCUGAGUUCCUACGAAGAGUAGAAAAAUCUCUUGUCAAAGUAGUACAGGGAGGUGGUUUACCUGUUAGCGCUGCCAAUAGCGCUCGUUUAGAGCAGCUUCUUAGAGGGUCUACCUCUGAACUCAUGUUGCUUCAGUUGAAAAUUAGGGAGCGGAGUAGUAAUCCCCCUACAUUCUUGAACCUGUUAAGAGAAGUGAUGGAAGAGGAGGUUCGCCAGUUAGCCAAACAAAGCCAUUUGUCACACAUGCGUCCUCAGCGUGUACGCACUGUCCAAGCUGAAAAGGAGAAAGAACCUGAAUCAGUCUCUAGGAGUGAACUGCAAGCUCAGAUUCGAGAAUUGAGAGCGCAGCUAGAGCAGAGAAGCAACUUACAACAUCAGCCAAUCUCUGAUGAAUCUUUUACAGGUCUGAAAGAGAAACAAAAACAAAAAAAUGAGUCCCAGAGUGAAUUGCAAUCACUAAGGAAACAAGUGAAAGCCCUAGAAAAUAAAAUGAGUGUAAUGGCAGUGAAAUACACAUCAGACCCCCCACGAGAACACACACCCCAGCCUCACCAAUACAAAGCAGCUCCAGUUCACAAGCCCGCUCAUUCCAAAGUUUUUCCUCCCCGACAAGACAAGGAUGAGUUUUUCUGUUAUCGGUGUGGGGAAAAUGGCCACAUAGCCACCAGAUGUACUGCCCCUGAGAAUCUCCAGAAAGUUAUUAGAAAGCUUAUACGCUUGGUGCGAGUUUCCCCUUUACCAAACAAAGAGAACCCAAAUCCUGCAGCUGAAGAGCAGCAUGUAGCUAGAACCAAUAAGGUUGAAGUCCCAGAACCUAACACUGACUUACCUGAAGGUCUCGUAGGUCCAUCAUUUAUUCACACCAUCAAAGUUAAUGAUGUAGUCUGCAAUGCUCUUAUCGAUAGUGGGUCUAACGUGACUAUUAUUUUUGAAAGCUGGUAUAACAAACACUUAACUGAUGUCCCGAUAAAACCCCUCUCUGGUCUUGGACUCUGGGGCCUUUCAGACACUGAGUUUCCUUACAAAGGAUAUGUUGUGGUUGAGAUGGAGUUCACUGAAGAGAUCACUGGUGUAUCGGGACGAGUAGAAGUGCUUGCUUUAAUCUGCCCUGAGCCAAGAAAUCAGCAACAAACCCCUGUAUUGGUUGGCACCAAUACAUCUCUGUUUCGCCGCUUAUGGGAGCUGGUGAAGACAAAAGGUGAUGAGAACAUUGUGCACUCAAUGAGGAUUCAGUCUGUUUACGCACCUGUCAAAGCACAAGAGCAGUUUGCAAAAGAUGAAGUCUUGGGACAGAUAAAGUGGAAAGGACCUGGUUUACACUCCAUUGCUCCAGGUGUAAAGUACUAUGCAACAUGUAAAGUGGAAAGACAGAGUGCCCCGUCCAAAGACUUUGUACUGAUUGAUGCACCCACUGAACAGUUGCUCCCCGCCGGUCUGCUGGUACAGACUGGUGUGCUUUCAGACGGCAACAUAGACAAUAACAGUUUCACUGUCCUCAUUCAGAAUGAGUCAAAAAGGGCAACUUCCAUCCCAGUUGGGACCAUCGUUGCUGAGAUGUAUGCUGUGGACACAGUUACCCCAGUUCUACUUUCCAACCUCCCAGCUGAAACUCUAGACCCAAGUCUUUUCAAUUUCGGGGACUCUCCCAUUCCCGAAGAGUGGAAAAGUCGGUUUCAGCAGAAGUUGGCUGAGAGGCGGAAUGUUUUCUCACUGCAUGAGUGGGAUGUUGGUCGCGCCAAUGGUGUUGAACACCACAUACGCCUGCAUGACCCCAGACCCUUCAGGGAGAGGUCAAGGAGGAUAGCCCCUGCCGACAUAGACGACGUGCGGCGACACAUACAACAACUACUGGCUACUGGCAUUAUCACUGAGUCCCGUAGCCCAUACGCCUCACCAAUCGUUGUAGUCCGCAAAAAGAAUGGGAAGAUAAGAAUCUGUAUUGAUUACAGAACACUGAACAACCGCACCACACCAGAUCAGUACACAAUGCCACGCAUUGACGACGCCUUGGAUUCUCUAUCAGGCAGCCAAUGGUUUUCAGUUCUGGACUUGCGCAGUGGUUACUACCAGAUAGAGAUGGCUCCGGAGGACAAAGAGAAGACGGCGUUCAUUUGCCCUCUCGGUUUCUAUCAAUUUGAGCGCAUGCCACAAGGAAUCACAGGAGCGCCAGCAACAUUUCAGCGCUUAAUGGAAAAGGCUGUAGGUGAUAUGCAUCUUCUGGAAGCUCUCGUGUACUUAGAUGAUAUCAUCAUUUUCAGCAAGACACUUGAGGAGCACGAGCAACGUCUUCUCAAGGUGUUGGACAGACUAGAGGAGGUCGGAUUGAAGGUUUCUAUUGACAAAUGCCAAUUCUGUCAGCCCGAGGUCAAGUAUGUGGGUCACAUUGUUUCUGCUAACGGAAUAGCUACGGAUCCAGACAAAGUGGAGGUAGUAAAGCAUUGGAAAGAGCCCACUCACCUGAAACCGCUGAAGUCCUUCCUCGGAUUUUGCAGUUAUUAUCGGAGGUUCAUUGCAAACUACUCUGCCAUUGUCCGUCCCCUCUCCGAGCUCACCAAGGGUUAUGCCCCCACUUGGCAAGACCCCAAGACUAAAAAAAGUGUUGACCAAAGCAAAGUCUAUUUCAAGCCAUCAGAGCUGUUCGGAGAACGGUGGACUAAAACCUGCCAGGACGCUUUUGACCGUAUUCGUGACUGUUUGAUUAAUGCCCCAGUGCUAGCUUUCGCUGACCCCACAAAACCGUACAUCUUACAUGUGGACGCCAGUAUGAAUGGUUUAGGCGCUGUCCUGAACCAGGAAUAUCCUGAGGGCCUCAGGCCAGUAGCUUUUGCCAGUCGUAAGCUUAAAGACUCAGAACACAACUAUCCAGUCCAUCAAUUGGAAUUUCUGGCAUUAAAAUGGGCUGUCGUGGACAAGUUUCACGAUUACUUGUAUGGAGCAAAGUUUGUGGUAAGAACUGACAAUAAUCCAUUAACAUAUGUAUUGACCUCCGCCAAACUCAGUGCAGUCGGACAUCGUUGGCUCGCCGCCCUCGCCACCUACGAUUUCACCAUCCAGUAUCGACCUGGGAGACACAAUAUUGAUGCUGACUUGUUGUCCAGACAGUACUCUUCAGAGGAGACAGAAGAGUGGAUUAGUGUCCCACCUGCUGGCAUCAAAGCCCUCUGCAAAAGAGCCUGUGUCCGUGAAGAGGCUGAUGUGCCAGACAGAUUUGUUGAUCAGUUGGGAGCUCCUGCCACCGCAGUACCUGAAGCUUAUGUGUUUCCAGUGAACCUUAGCAUGAAUACACUUGACCAAUUGAGCUCAAAAGACAUUCAAGCAUCACAAGAUGUGGACCCAACAAUUGGACCAUUAAAGAAAGCUCUGGAGAAGAAUAAAUGCCUGACACGCUCAGAGAACGACUCACCUGAAACUGUGCUGCUCCUUCGUGAAAGCCGCAAGUUGGAGUUAAGAGAUGGAUUACUCUACAGAGUAAAAGAAAAGAUGUGCGGAAAACAGAUCAAACAACUUGUCUUGCCCACAAGAUACCGCCCAAUGGUGUUAAGGUCUCUACAUGAUGAGUGUGGACACUUGGGAGUCGAACGCACCACUGAACUGAUCAAGGACAGAUUUUAUUGGCCGCGAAUGACAGCUGAGGUCGAGCAGUACAUUCGAACCUGUGGUAGAUGUAUCUCCAGAAAGACACUCCCUCAGCAUGCCUCGCCCUUAAACCAAAUAACGAGUAAUGGCCCCUUGGAUUUAGUUUGUAUCGAUUUUUUGCAAAUAGAGCCUGACUCUAAAGGUGUUGCUAAUGUGUUGGUAGUGACAGACCAUUAUACACGUUACGCACAAGCAUUUGCUACAAAAAAUCAAAAGGCUAUCACAGUUGCAAGAGUAUUGUGGGACAAGUAUUUUGUGCACUAUGGCCUACCUGCAAGGAUACACUCGGAUCAGGGCCGAGAUUUUGAAAGUCGCCUGAUAAAAGAACUCUUGUCCAUGCUUGGGAUUCGUAAGUCAAGAACAUCUCCCUACCACCCUCAAGGGGAUGCCCAACCAGAACGAUUCAAUCGAACACUUUUAGCCAUGCUUGGUACCCUGGAUGCCGUACAGAAACAACAUUGGAGUCAACAUAUCAACUACCUGGUACAUGCAUACAAUUGCACAAAAAAUGAUUCCACGGGAUACUCCCCUUAUCAUCUCAUGUUCGGAAGGGAAGCAAGGUUACCCAUUGACAUCUGUUUUGGAAUCUCACCAAAUGGUGAAAGUGAAACCUCCUACCAACAGUACGUGGCCAGGAUGAGGAAAGAGUUGCAAAAAGCUUAUCAGUUGGCAUCUGAUGCUGCUACAAAGAAUCAUCUGAAAAAUAAAGCCCGGUAUGACCAACGUGUGAGAGACCUACCUUUGGAGAAAGGAGACAGAAUUCUCAUACAGAAUGUGGGUCUAAAAGGCAAACAUAAACUCCAAGAUCGAUGGAAAUCAAUGCCAUAUGUUGUUGUGGAGAAGUUGCCUAACCUGCCUGUUUAUAAGGUCAAACCAGAGCAUGGUUCAGGUGUGCUGAAAACUCUCCAUCGAGAUCAUCUGUUGCCCAUCGGUUACAUGGUCAGGAUGUUUAACCCAUCAGAUGAUGCAAGCUCUGUUCGGAGACCUGUAACAAGAACUCAACGUACUCAGAAACGUCAACCAACCAAGUCUGAAGAAAGUGACACAGAGUUAUCAGGUUCAGAGUUUGAAACUGUCCACAAACCUCCAGAUUUUGAUUUUGAUAUGGAUGAGGUCCGGAGACGGAUAAACAUAAAUCACUCUGUGGAGAAUGAUGAGAGUGAAAACUCUGAGGAGGAUGGAAAAGCUGAGGAGGAAAGCUGUGAAGUUACAGAAACUCAACAGCUUACAGAGACAGAGAAUGAGGAACCGCUUGAAGGUGCUGCACCUCCUCUGUCAUACACAGAUAUCCAAGAGACAAAUACUGAAUCUGUGGAAGAAGAUUCUCAAGAUUCAGAAGAGGGAGCAAGCUCACCUCCCUUACAAAGAAACAGACGUAAUAUAGCUGCUGAAAGAGCAAAAAGUGAAAGGUCUUCUACAGUCCGGACAUCCCUGAGAAAACCAAAGCCACCUAUAAGAUUUACUUAUGAGGAACCUGGUCAUCCAUCUUUUGAACCAGUUACCAUCAUGCACCAUGGCAUGGUCAUCCAACUCAAGAUGAACUCUCCAGACCAAGACAACAAACCAAGGAAAAAGUCCAAACCAUCCCAAAGGUAUAUGGAGGAGGAUAAAAGGAAUCACCCUUUCAAGUUGAGGAGGGACAAAAGGUGUGGUGAGGACAUCUACACAUUCAGAAGAGGGAGGGUGUAGCCCUGUACAAAAUUUCUAUAAGUUACAGAGUAUAAAAGAUCAUUAACAGUGUAACACACGCACAUAAAAAAAAAAGAGAAGUUCAUAAAUAGAGUUCAUGUUAGUUA